CCCUACAUAAGCCCCGCCGCUGCGCCGUGUCGCUCUCCACCAUCACAUCCCACCCACACAGCGCGACUCAGAGUUCCAGACCAACAGCUACAGGAGAGGAGAGCUCACAAGAUGGCGCACAUGCGCGUGGUGCACCGGGACGAGGAGGGCCACAAGGUGGCGGAGAAGGUGCCGGUGCCGGAGACGAGGCGCCCGGACACGGCCAGGCACGUGGAGCGCAAGCUGGAGGAGCAGGGGCUGCACCGGCUCGAGCGCCACCCGGCCAACGCGCCCCGGGGCGUCGGCAUCGGCGCGCCCCCGCCCAAGUCCGGCCGCGGCGGCAAGUACACCUGGGAGGGCCCCGAGGGGCUCGUCGACAGCGAGCUCGACCCCGCGCCCGCCGCCAUCGACCGCAACGACCCCAACUACGAGGAGGAGGAGGAAGGUGGGGCGCAGGACGAGGCGGUUGUCGGGGAGGUGGAGGUCGCCAAGGUGGCCCAGGCCCGGGCGGGCGUCGCCAGGGUCGAGGUCGCGCCGCCGCUCCUCCAGGAGCACGACCACCAGAAGUAGGAGCUGAUCGUGUGCGUGCGUGUGUGUCGUGUUGAUCUUCGUUUCGUCUGCGCUCUGCUUACCAAUACCAUGCAUGUGUGUAACAAAAGAUAAAUAAUAAUCAAGCGUGGAAGUGGAUCAGUUAACCUC
This is a messenger RNA of Triticum aestivum (bread wheat), 678 nucleotides long. RefSeq lists its product as uncharacterized. The record is from RefSeq and is a predicted model, not a curated record. The transcript has a single exon. The coding region runs from base 112 to 549 and encodes 145 amino acids. Lineage: Eukaryota; Viridiplantae; Streptophyta; Magnoliopsida; Poales; Poaceae.